AAAAGGAAACCCUAGAACACAAGAACUUCACUGAAAAGUGGAAGCCGGGAAAAUUCCGAUGGCGACAGAUCGGAAGAGGCAGAGACCGAACAUAUUGAUCACCGGAACUCCGGGCACCGGCAAGACAACAACCUCAUCUGCUUUAGCAGACACCGCUCAACUCCGUCAUGUCUCCAUCGGAGACCUUGUGAAGGAGAAAAGUUUGCACGAUGGCUGGGACGACGAACUCCAAUGCUAUGUCAUCAACGAAGAUCUGGUCUGCGAUGAGUUGGAGGAUUUGAUGGAAGAAGGUGGAAUCAUUGUGGACUAUCACGGUUGUGAUUUUUUCCCUGAGCGGUGGUUUGAUCGCGUGGUUGUUCUCCAAACUGAGAACUCCAUCUUAUAUGACCGCUUGACGAAGAGGGGAUACGAGGGAGCUAAGCUUUCAAACAAUAUUGAAUGUGAAAUCUUUCAGAUAUUACUGGAGGAAGCGAAAGAAAAUUAUCAGGAGAACAUAGUGGUGGCUCUAAGGAGUGACACUGUAGAAGAUGUAGCUAGAAGUGUUGAAACUUUGGCGAACUGGGUCAAGAAUUGGCAACCUGUAAGCUAAGCAGAUAAGAAAACAAAGAUGAGAUUAUUUUUGCACCCGUUUUCUUGAUUCUAAUUUUAUGUGAAGUAAAAGAAAGCUGUCUUUGCUGCUUGAUGGAAUUGGUUUUUAGCCUCAUCUUUAUUAGUUGUAUAUCUCCCAAUUCUCCAUUGUUGGAGUAUUAGAAAGCUACACCCUUUUUAUCAGGUUUUACCCAGUUUGUAUCAAUGUUUAUCAUUGAAACUCAAUGGAUAUUAUCGAAGAAUUUUGAGGACUACGAUUGAAAAUCUUUUGAAUCUCUUGAUCUGGGUGCUUCAUGAUUCCAUUGCAGAAUGCAGAAAAUUCUCAAGGAUUCAGGACGCAAGUAGGGGCCCUUUGAAGAUGGGUAUAAAGUCAUAAACUCUUGAGAUCUUUGUAUGAAUAGGCUGUUUGAUGUGGGUAUGUUUGUUUUGCAUAAAUGAAGACAUUCUCCUGUGUGCAAUCUGCUUGAACUUGUAAACAGCUGCGUCAUUGCUUGCUAAUUUGUGUGCUUUGAAAGCUUGAAACAUUUUUGUAGAAGAUUAUGUCGUUGUUUGUAUGCUAGUCAAUGUCUCUGGAAUGUUAAGGCA
Molecule: messenger RNA, 1173 nt
Organism: Benincasa hispida (wax gourd)
Lineage: Eukaryota; Viridiplantae; Streptophyta; Magnoliopsida; Cucurbitales; Cucurbitaceae
Gene: AAK6
Product: P-loop containing nucleoside triphosphate hydrolases superfamily protein
Cellular component (GO): cytoplasm; nucleus
Molecular function (GO): ATP hydrolysis activity; ATP binding; AMP kinase activity
Source: RefSeq, a predicted model, not a curated record